Messenger RNA from Amoebophrya sp. A25, 5699 nucleotides. The record is from the annotation of a GenBank genome assembly. Lineage: Eukaryota; Dinophyceae; Syndiniales; Amoebophryaceae.
AAGUACUCAUGACGGACGAAAACAAAAACUGUGAUGUGUCUGACUACAGGAGCAAAGGGGCCCAAAAAUGUCGAGGGAGAUGCCCGUGCUGACUGUGAGUCGCCGAGGAAGACACAAAGCAGAUCCUUGAUCUUGCUGGACGCUCGUCACGAAAGGCGAUAUCAGGAGCCAGAACACGACAACUUGCUGUUGCUUCACGGUGAGACUAAGUAGUACCAAUACCACAGUAGAAGAAGUCCUCAAAGAUCGACUAGUACCGAAUUAGAGGUUCUCGUAAAGCGAAUAGUUGAUUCCUCGGGCGAACGGAGAAGGAGAAGAACGGAGAAGAAGAAUUCAUUAUGCAUAUUGCAGACCAUACCAACAUCAAGAACUACUAUCUUGCAUCUUCUGCACCGAUCUACUUCAUCGAGAACAGUCUCGCAGACAGCACGAACGCUUGUCCGGCUUUCGACAACCUUUCGUCCGACUUCAGCUUCCUCAGCCACGCGCUCUUCAACGGCGAUCUUGCUGACCGCACCCAUUUUUGUCGAGUGAAGAACUAGCUUGCAGACCACACACUCGAUUAAAGAUGGUCCGACUUUCGGUCACCUACGGGGAUACCCACGAUGUAGAGAAGGAGCACAUCCUCGUGUCGCACCACCAAACACUUUACUUUAUGUCUGGAAAGAAGAAUUUAGACCGCAUCAGGGAUUGAUUAUCUAGACUCCCUCGUUUCCGUGUGUCUAGACUUGUUUUCGUUCUUGUCGAUUCUCUCCGCUUCAAAGUUUACUCUAAUGGCAUACAGGAAAUAGACGUUUUUCGUGUAGCUGUUGAUAUGAUUUUGUAUUCUGUGACCUUCGACGAGAAAAUAGGAAGUUGACGCGCUCGCUCUAAUGAAGACGUUCGAACAUGUGACUACUUUCACACUACGAAACCAACAAAGCAGAAAGUGCCAUUUCUCUGCGAUGUCGGGCUUACGGUGAAAAACGAGUACGGGAGGCUCCCACGAUUGGACCAACUACCGGAGAUAACGCAACUUCUAAGUGUAUUUAAAAGCUAGUUUACUAGAGCUUCUAUGUGAUAUGGCUCCUUAGCUAGUUAAGAUAGAACUACAGCAUGCAGCGAACGCAUGAGACUAUCAUCUCUAUUAUAUUCGCUUCUCUGCAAUUAUUAAUUUCUAACUCACUAUAUAUAAGGACUUAGUAUUUAGAUUCAAGAAUUUUACGGCAAGUAGCGAGUUUGCUUUUAUGACCAUAAAUUUCCAGAUACCGGAAAAGAAACUAUUGAUAACAGCGGAUCAAGCAGGGACCAUCGUUAUAACAGGCGGGCCGCCAAAAAUGGAUAUCAUUAGAAGGGUGUGCACCGGCUCAGAGAUAGUCGCGAUGGAGCAUGUGCAAAAUAAAGACCUCAAGGCGUCUGUAAAAAACCCCGAAGAGGGCGUCCCGCUGCUCGUGUAUGCCUAUCGAAGCAUAUCCGGUGUGUAUGGUACUGUCACUAUUUUAUGACACGAAGACUGGUUUAUUUUUAUUACUGGCUGAGAAGUUCCUCUGGUUUUCUUGAUACUUCGAAACAGGCCUUCUUGAUGCCUUACGUAGGCAUUCUGGCUCAAGGCUGUACCUGCAGCUUGUGACCCCCCUUUCCCCCAUAUGGGGUUUGGGUUAGUAAUUCGGGUAUUAGGACGAGAAAAAGAACCAGAAGAGAGGCGUGAUGAAACGAAAAAGAAAAGAAAUGACGCGCUUGCUUUCUCUUGUCGUGGUCGCACUCUUCGUGCUUGACUAGCGGACCUUGGCGACUGGGAUUUCUUGCUCUCCUUCUCUCCCUCGCUUGGGAUGAUCGCGCGAGGUGAGUCGGCAACGCGCCCCUAAAGAAUUUAAGACCCCAUAAACAUGAAAAUAAUUGGGCAGUCAAAGGGAUGGUAGUGAUAUUAAGGAAACAGAAAGUAAAACAUCGAAUGAUAUGAAUAUCUGUCUGACCGUCCUCCUUUCGUUUCACCUCUUCUCCCCCCGGUGCGAAUGUGCAGCAGCGCGGAAGAGAAGCUUUUAUGGUAUAUGUAUUUUUGUCUUAGGCCCGUAGCACAUGCCUUGACCCGAGUGGGAUCGGCGAAGCGUGGCACGAGCAUCAUGAUAUCCUCCAACAAACCUCCGAAAAUUAUCCCCCAAUGAAAACCCGCGCAUGACGCGAGAGAUCCACACAACAGGCACACUUCGGAGGUGCUGCGACUGGAGCCCCUCCGAGCGCGAUCGGCAAGUCCUCACUUGCGGCGCGGCUCCGGUCCGUCGAGCAUGAGGCACGCUGUUCCCACGUAUCGUCUCAGGACGUGGCGGCGCAGUCACUGCAGCCGCGAGCCCGGCCUCCGCGAGCCCGGCCUCUUCUUCUCUACAGCGGUUGCCGUCGUGCUUAAUCGUUUGCGUAGUUUUAGCGCCUGGCCGUCGUGCUUCAGGCUUCUCGCUGGGUCAUUAGAUGGAAUUACAGCGAGAAAUGUAGACCCAGGCAAAAAAGAACUCUCGCGAAGGCCCUAUGAAUAAUGAGAGAAGUCGUCGCACAAAGACACCUCUCGCUGUUCAUGGUCUGCGUGUCAAUGAUGAUAAUAGAAUACAUGAUAGUUCGACUUGCACUAGGCUCAACACAUUGUUGUAGAAGUGUAGUUAGAUGGAUCUGCGACCUGUCCAUACCUUGAUUCAAGAUCUUGAAAUAGAAAAUAUUAUUUACAAGAAUGUCAAGGGAAACUUUCCGCAAGCUGCUGAAUAGAUUCGAAUCAUCACAAGAAUGUCAUUCAAGGUGACGGGAAGAGUCGGAUACGGUUCUGGAAUUACAAGUCGAACGAAAUGCUAGCAGAAAUAGACCUUCCGUCAGAGCUGAAUAAUAUACUUUUCUGCGCUGAGACGAACCAGGUAUUAUGUUGCUGCAGGCAGGGAAAAAUUUGGAAGAUUCUGCCAGAAGCCACGAAAGGCAGAGGACUCGGAAAGGUACCCUACUCCCACAGCGAUGUAAGGAAAAGCAACUGUAGGAGUUGUGAGACAGUAGGACCACGGCAGGCUGCCUCCAAGAAAAGUCAAACAUAGAAGGACUACCACUGAAGUAAUCUGAAGAAGUGUUUACAACCCAAUGAUUGGUUGAUCCUACAUUCAGCCAACGAUGGAAUUUAAUUGGUCAAAGACGGACACUCUCGAUGUCGGCGCAGAGGGUGACCACCUAAUGCGACUAUAUUCAUUAGGUACAAUAAUUACCUACUGUUGAUGGAUCAAUUUUCGAGUAAUUUCAAAUGCAACCGAUAUUCAAGUAGCGUGAGCGUCAGAUCAUCUACUCUCGAAAGCGUCCACGAAAUCGAAAACUUCAAAUUCCAGAGGAAGGUUGUGAAAUAUGCUUGUUCGAUUAAUCACAACAGGUACGGAGAACUACUUCUACGGAAGAAUGAAUCUUUCCCGAAAUGUAAAUUGAAGAAGUUUCAACUCACACAGAUAAAAGUGCUGGUGUGCUUACCGUCUCGCAGCAGGGAAAAUUGAAGAUGUGGCAUUUAGCUCCCACCGCCAUGGAGUACUUAGAAGUCGACUGCCUCUUUCAUGUGGGAAACUGUUCUAAAGCCUCAUUGCUGCACUAUAAACGGGUGAACCCAGGGAGCGUCUGUGCUGACGAUAUGAAGCGGCUAGACUUAGAGGACGGAGGUACUCGUCCUUCAUGAUCUAUAUUAAAAUGGUGAAACUCCCACUGAGAACGUGCUGAAAGAACCCAUUCUGUCUCGCCAGUACUUCUUUGCUCAGAAGUAGUCAUCGUCAUCCUCCUCAUGCUCCUCCUCCUUCCCCGCACGCUUCGCUUCCUCUCUUACUCAGAUAUGCUGAUCGUUGGCGGCGACGAGUUGAUUAGUUUCAUCAAUCCGUACGAUGUAGACCGACCGUGCAUACGAAGACUAGACUUUCGAGAGGGCGUACGGUGCCUUACACAGUGGAGGAAUCUUGUGAUCUAAGAUUGCACAUAAAGGAAAAUAACCGGUUACUCUUUAUUCCCUCAAUUCCUAGGUCUAUCCCACCAUGCAAUGCACAGUAGUACUUCAUGUAGAAUUAAUCGAGGUCCGACCUCGGAGGUCGAUACUCAUGCUAUGCGAUGUCCAAGAGUGAGAGCGUUACUCAAAUGAAUACUUGUCAGAGUUGCUUGCAUCGGAUGGCUUGAAAUGAUAUAGAAUCAUGAAAUAUCAAUUGCAGAUCAUCCAGGAGGAUUCUAACACAUGGCACGCGAUAAAAUAGAAUCAAUUUAGGCCUCUAAACUAUGGUCGGAACGAAGUCGGGUUUGAUCAUUGGCAUUGACCCCUUUUCCGGCGUGCAUCAACUAAAGCUUCAGCUGGGUCUCAAUGCAGAAGUCGAGCAGCUGGUACCACUUCAUGGACUGAAAAUCUUGUUUCUCUUCUUGGAGACUGUGUGAUUCCGUGCAUACUUUGUCGUGUAGUAGAUUGAUAUUCAAUACGGUAAACCUACGUUGUUGAAAAUUCAAGGUUGGGGGUGUCGACGUUUUAAGGGGGAUUAACAGCUGCGGUCGGCUAGCGGUCUGGGCACUGAAAGGCAUCGAUGUAGUUCGGCUAGUAGAAUUGGACGCGCCGGCCCACGUAAUACAUUUAUGCAGUUACUAUAUACUUCAUCGAUGAUUUUUCACUACUUGUAGCUUUUACUAUUAAUAUGCUGAUUCUUACACUUAAUACUACAUUUCGUAGAUGUACUAGGCAGUAUUAGCUUCGGGUGAAGAUGAUCACUCUGAUAGGAGCUCCCCCUGCUGCGACUGAGAACUACUUAAGUAGCCACUUUCUAACGCUUAACGUGGGAGCGUCGCAAUUGCCAUCGGGACACAACCAUCUGGGCGCAGGAAAUCUGGAGGUACUGCGUCGCACAGAAAAGGGGCAGGAACGUUACUAGUAGGAGAAUUGAACCACACCAGGAGUCGCAGAUAGUAUCAGUAAGUGGUCAAAUAGUCACGAAAACUGGUUUUGCACAGAUGGUUUUUCGACAUUUCCUAAAAGAUAUUCGGGUAAAGGUUGCUAUAUAUUUUAAUUUUUCCCAUUUGUCAUACUCAUUUGCCGCUGUACACGCUCGAUACAGCACGAAUCGAAGUCAUUGCAAUAACAUAAGAACAUGAAUUUUUUGGGCUGAGUCAUGUCUGAGCUUCUGCAUUAGAUUUGUUGAAGGUCACUGAAGUCUUCAUCAAGCAAAUUUAUCAUUUAAGUGUCUUCGUACAUUGAGAACAUAGACUCGUCGUUUUAUGAAAAUAGUAACUAUCAAUCCACAUGAAUGAUCAUUGAUUAUUAUAAGAUACCGCCUUUUACCACUUAUCAUAUCAAUCGGUUCACGUUAGCUCUUCCGUCCAUGACCAUAUGCGUCAAGAAAUUACAUCACCUUACUUGUAAAUGUAAAUCGUCCAAUGUACCUCUUUCUAGCCCUGAUCAUCCCCAUUCCCAUUGAGCCUUCCCUUUGUCAUGUGUGUAAUUCGAAAUUAGCGCUCACAGUUAUUAGAUAGAUUAUGAUUAGGUUAGAAGUUUGAAAUGCCAUGUAAAUGUAUCUUGUCAGGUCUUGCUUCUUUCCUCUAGCGUAGAACGACUGCAACACGGAUGGGGAAAAUAUCCAUAAGACAAUCAGGCUGUGGAUGAAGGUAUUGCAUGUACAGAGACAAUUUUUGUGGAAAUGGGCUAUGCCUCCUUCCAAAGCGUGUCGAUUCGUUUUCCCGACCUUGGUGAACGGAAG